Pungitius pungitius (ninespine stickleback) is the source of this 3355-nucleotide messenger RNA. RefSeq names its product major facilitator superfamily domain containing 11 (gene mfsd11). Lineage: Eukaryota; Metazoa; Chordata; Actinopteri; Perciformes; Gasterosteidae. The transcript has 14 exons. The record is from RefSeq and is a predicted model, not a curated record. The coding region runs from base 498 to 1862 and encodes 454 amino acids.
CGAACACCCUUUUAAAAACAAUAAUGUAUUCAUUAUUUGUCUACGGGUGUAAAUAAAGGUGUCUUACCAUUAAUGACGUUUAUAUCUAGUUAGCAACAUUGGAUUAUUUAACACGUAACCGGAAGUAUAAUCUAAUUUCCUUAAACUUACACAAAACUGGAUUGGUGUAAGCACAUUCGCUGCAAGUGACCUCACUCUGUUUCCUACGUUUGUAAAUCGAAUUUUUGUUUUGCUAGAACCGCAGUUACGCGUCACGGCAAUCAGCUGAUUCAUUCACAUGACCGCCCUUUCUAGUUUGUCCUGAAACUUGUUCCACAUAACCCCUGCUUUACACGAUCGGAACCAUCAGGUGAAGUUAGUUGUAGGACAUCGGGACUUCCGGUGAAGCUGACUAUGUUUGCAACAACAGCGUGAGUCUGCACGAAGAGGCUCUGAGGCUGCGGCGUGGCCGGUGAGUCUGUUUCGAUUUCUGGAGGGGUUUCCAAACAUUGUGCAAAAUGAGUCCAGAGGGGAAGAAGCUGCUGAACAUCGUCAUCCUGGGCUUCGGCUUCAUGUUCAUGUUCACCGCCUUUCAAACAUGCGGCAACAUCGAGCAAACGGUUCUCAAGAGCUUCAACAGCACCGACUUCCACGGGAGCGGCUACACCAGCAUGGCCAUCAUCUACGGGGUCUUCUCUGCCUCCAACAUGAUCGCCCCCUCCGUGGUGACCGUCAUCGGGCCGCAGCUCUCCAUGUUUUUCAGCGGCCUUCUGUACAGCGGCUACAUCGCCAUGUUUAUCUACCCGUACACGUGGAGCUUCUACACGGCCUCUGUGCUGGUGGGAGUCGGAGCAGCAGUGUUGUGGACGGCUCAGGGCAACGUGCUGGCCAUCAACUCCUCUGAGAGCACCAUCGGAAGGAACAGCGGCAUCUUCUGGGCGCUGCUGCAGUUCAGCUUGUUCUUUGGAAACCUCUACAUCUACUUUGCCUGGCACGGACACGACCACAUCACAGACAAGGACCGGCAGACGGUGUUCAUCUCCCUCACCGUCAUCAGUCUGGUGGGCUGCUUCCUCUUCUUUCUCAUCCGGAAGCCGGAUCCAGAACCAGCUGCUAAUGAGGCCGCAGAGUCGCUGCUGCAGGCCGACUCCACCGAGAGCUCCUCCGGAGAAGGCUCGCCCCCCCGCGGCCUCUGGUCACAAGCUCUGGAAGCUUUUGUAAAGGCCUGUAAGAUGUUCGCCACCCCAGAGAUGAUGCUGCUGAGCGUCUCCAUCGGAUACACAGGUCUGGAGCUCACCUUCUACAGCGGCGUGUACGGGACGUGUAUCGGAGCCAUGACGCGCUUCGGACACGACGCCAAAAGUCUGAUCGGCCUCUCUGGGAUUUGCAUCGGCAUCGGGGAGAUCUUAGGGGGGGGCGCGUUCGGGAUGAUGAACCGCUGCAGGCGCUUCGGGAGGAACCCGGUGGUGCUGCUGGGCCUCGUCACACACUACGCCGCCUUCUACCUCAUCUUCCUCAACAUCGCCCCCGACGCCCCCAUCGCCCCCGAGGGGGGGACGGACCUGCAGGCCUUCAUCAGCCCCAGUGUGGGCGUGGCCCUCCUCUGCAGCUUCCUCCUGGGUUUGGGGGACAGCUGCUUCAACACUCAGCUGUUGAGCAUCAUCGGCUUCACCUUCCACGACAACAGCGCCCCGGCCUUCGCCGUCUUCAAGUUCAUCCAGUCCAUCAUGGCCGCCCUGGCCUUCUUCUACAGCAACUACCUGCUGCUCCACUGGCAGCUGCUCAUCCUGGUGCUGACGGGCUUCCUGGGCUGCAUCACCUUCUUCCUGGCCGAGUGGCGGGCCGAGUCCAGCCGGAGGGAGUCCGACUACGACAGCAUCUGAUGAAGAUGAUGAUGAUGAUGGGAGGGGGGGGGGGUACGUUUGUUUUUUACACCUGUAGAAGCCUCUGGAACCUUUGCCUGUAAUUAAGUCAAAUUGAUGAAGCUUGUUCUAGUUCCUCUGAAUCCAAUCGGCACAAAUGGGUCCUGACUUCAUGGAGGCAGGACGAUGAAGAGGAACCAAAGGGCCUCUUUGGGGGGGGGGUCUGCCGCGCUGACAUGAACACAGCUGCUAUCUUUCUGGCUUUGAUUUGUGUGUAGCUGCUGCAGGUCUGGAGAUAUUCUUCAUAUUUAUUCCCAUGAAAACACCAACGCCGACAUUGAAGUACCUACCGAAGGUCCUGAUGCUACAAAAUGUUUGUGUGUUUAAACACGCAAGCAGGAAGUCACACAGGAACCCUGAUUUCAGUCUUUUCAUGGGAGUCGAUGGUGAUUUUAAUUGAAGUUCUUCCUCUCUCCUGUAAGUGUUGCACACGACAACCCCCCCCCCCCCCCCCCCCAGACCUCUGAGCUCCACUUUGUCCUCAAAGACAAAAAGGGAAACUUUGUGAAGUGUGACUUAUUUAUGUGGGUGAAACUUGUGUCUCUUCUGGUUCCUUUGUGGCUCACUGAGUCGAUUUAAAUGAGAUGAUCGUAGCCGAGCUGCUUGCUCCCCCCUUCUGUGUCACAUGACCAUAAAAGUGAUCCUCACGAAUGAUGGAGCAUCACUGUGGUGGUGAUGUCAUAGAAACAUGGGUGUGGCUUAAAGGAGGGAUCCAGGUCACUUGAUGCAAACCACCCACAGUUCCCAUAAUGCAAUGUUUUACGCAAACACCACACCAGCCGUUUGUUACUCAGGAUCUCUGUUGAAGGCACCUUUUUUUAAUUUUCAUCAUCCAUUCAUAAUGCUUUUUUUUGUUGUGGUUCAAAACAAAAGUCCAAGCUUCCCAGAAUGUGCCAUUUAAAAUGAUCUGUGACAAAUAGAAGGAGAAGGUCGGUUUGAAGGACUCAAUUCACAAUAUUAAACCAAAUUUUGCUGCAAUGAUAAAUAGUAAAUAUGAAUAGUUUUGAUCUGUAAGCAAACACCAAAAAACGGAAGCGUGACUGUAAAUAAAGCAGGAUGUCACAUGUUUAUUUCAUGAGGAAGGAAAACAAUGGACAUGUUGUGUGGACACAGACAAAGAGGACGCCCCACACGCCUUCAACCUUCACUGGAGUCUCUUCUGUCGUUUUAAUUCUGAUACUAAAACGUGAGACCUCAACUUUAUGUCGUGUUGACGCGGGAAUUCAUAUCUCAUAUUGUUUUUGUUUGUUUUGUGUCGCUUAUGAACCACAGCACGUUCUAGGGAAUCUAUUGCUGCAUCAUGGGUAGAAACACAACAGAUGUUAUCGAUCUGGAGGAUGUUAAGGGAAACGCUUGUUCACUGUGACAGGGAUUUUAUAAUGAAUGUGAGAACGAAGAAUGUCACCCAGACUUCGGCUUGCUUGUUUUUAUUAUCAAUAAAAUAUUAUUCUGAG